CGUGGAUAUGCACAAGGGAGGCUUGGACGUCAUGGGGAGAUGCCUCAUCGUGGGGCUGUCCAUAUUUAACCUGGCAGGUGGGCGACGAGACUGCAACAUAACAGCAGACACAAACAAAUAGGCAACGGACACGCUCUUGCCUUGUGUGUGUGUCUGCAGCUGCUCAAUGGAGGCCGCCGAAGCCGCCACCAAAGCUCGACAGCACCCUCCACUCUAUACACCGGUUACGGGCCGACUCGGCGGCUUUUCAGAACUCCCCGUGGGCGGCCUCCGGCAAAAGCCUGAUGGUCCACUUCAAAAACGAGACCCACGUCAUGAUCGACGCUGUGGCCGCAGAGAGCGGCGAAGAGCUGCUCCGAGAGCUCGAGGAAAUGGGCCUCGUCGAGGGCUCACAGUUCUCCCACUUUGUCAGCGGCUUCCUGCCGAUUGAGGCGAUUGAAAAGUUGAGCGAGAUGCCGUCGCUGCAGUACGUCGGGCCUGCGGCGGUGACCACUCAGGGUGCUCUCGAUAUGGCUCUGAGGAAAGGGGCUGAUUUGUUGCCGGCGAUUGACAAGAAGCUCAUGUUGGAGCAGGAGGACAGGAAGAACCUGGCGGGGAGUGAGAAAGAGAGGGACCCCAAGGCACGGGGGGACGUCAUUUCUGAAGCUGACUCGGCCUUGCGGACGUCCAAGGCUCGCGAGGAGAUGGGCCUCACGGGGAAGAACCUGGCAAUCGGCAUUCUGUCCGAUUCUUUCAAUCAGGUGGGAGAAAGGCGACCGUCAGGUCUGCGAGUGUGUGUGUGUGUGUGCGUUCUGUCACCGCUUUGUGUGAUCGUGCUGACUGACAACCAGGGCGGGGACAAGUUGCUGACGACGGCAGAGGACGAUAUGAAAAACGGCGACCUGCCUCCUAAAGAGAUGAUAGAGAUGCUCAAGGAGGGGCCAUCGGGCAGCGGCAUGGACGAGGGACGCGCAAUGUACGAAUGGAUGGAUGGUAGAUGGAACAGACACACGCCACAAUGCUAUCCCUCUGUCUGCCUCUGUGUGUGUCUGUGUGUGUAACGGUCAGGAUGCAGCUCAUUCACGAGUAAGCACAGCACCUUGGUCAGAGAGGCAGCCACUUAAAGGUGUCCAGCCACGUAUGUGUCCACAUGUCUUGUCUUUGCAGCAUUGUCCCCGAAUCGAGAAUAAUAUUCCAUUCGGCCUUCGGGGGGCUGGCUGAUUUCGCAAAGGGCAUCAUCCGCCUGUCCAAGGCUGGAGCCGACGCAAUCGUCGACGAUGUGGUACGCCACACACACCGCACCGCGCCAAGGCGCGCACAAAGGCGGCACGACAGGCAUCCGUCCGUCUGUGUGUCAGAUAUACUACCGAGAGCCCAUGUUCAUGGACGGCCUCAUCGCGCAGGCAGUCGAUUUCGUGGCCAAGAAGAAAAAUAUCCCCUACUUCAGCGCGGCCGGCAACAACGGCAAGAAGGGCUACAUGUCUGAGCUGCGAAUCACCGACAAGAAGGCGCACGACGGCCGCCUGCACAACUUCGACUCACGGCCGGGCAAAAUGGCCGACAAGCUCAAGAUCAAGGUGCCGCUGGGCUCGCGAGCGCUGCUGGUGAUGCAGUGGGACGAACCGUACUUCAGCGCGACGCAGAAGAAGUCGGCGUCGUGCCAGGCCGACCUGGACGCCUACCUGAUGAACAAAAAGGGCGAGGUGGUGUCCUAUGGCGGCAACACUGACAACCUCAACAACGACCCGGUAUGUCAGAAGGAAUGCGAGACAGACUGCAUGGAAGCAAGGAUGGAUGGAUGCUCUCAUUGUGUUUGUGUUGGCUCGUGUUGUGUUGUGUUGUGUUGUGGUGUGUUGUGUGUGGUGUGUAGGUGGAGAUGUUUGAGUUCCAAAACGACGGGACGAUCAAGGACAAGGCCGAGGCCGACCAAGUCAUCCUGAAAAAACGCAAGGGCAAAGGCAAGGGCAAAGGCGACGACGAGGAGGAAGAAGACGACGACCAGGAGCAGGAGGAGGAGUUCUAUUUGCAAAUCGUCCAGGCAGGCGGCAAAGGCAAACCCAAACACGUCAAGUUUGUCCUCUACGGCUCAGCCAACGUCGAGAUUGAACGAAUCGGCUCAGCAGCAGAUGAUGACGAACAGACCGACGAAGACCGAGACGAAGACGAGGCCCAUCCCUUCAACCUGGCCGACGCAUCCACGAGCACCCUUUACGGCCAUGCCAACGCCGAGAUGGCAGUGGCUGUGGGUGCGAUCUUCUACGGCAAGACGCCCGAGUUUGACGACAAUGAGGUUGACUGGGUGCCGGAAUCGUUCUCGUCUUACGGGCCACAGCCCAUUACCAUGGAUGAGGCGGGCAAGCGGCUUAAGGAACCCAUUGUGCGGAACAAACCCGAUAUCGUCGCACCCGACGGGUGAGAGAAUGACGGACGUAUGGGUCGUCUCGUCUCCCUGCCCUCCUGCCUACCUGCCUACCUGCCUGUAUGUGUCUCUGUGACGUUGUGUGUGUGAGUGCAGGCCCAACACGUCUUUUUUCAUUCCUGGCCUCGACAUCGAGCAUGACGGUCACUUCAAUUUCAUGGGUACGCCGACUGCACACAUGCCGCCGAUAGUCCAGCUGUGUGUAAUGUCUCCCUCGUGUGUGGGUGUCCCUGUGUGAGUGCAGGUACGUCAGCUGCGGCCCCUAGUGCUGCUGCAACGGCGCUGAUGAUGAAACAGGCGAACCCAGACAUAACUGUCGAGCAGAUCAAGACGAUACUCGUCGACACGGCGAUUGACAUGCACGGUGGGUCCACACGCACUCGUGUCAGACAGACAGACAGAGGUACAGGCACCUUGCCACACGACCUGCAUGUGUGUGUCCAUCCAGAUCCGCUGGCCGAGGACCCCAACAAGGGAGUUGGUUUCGACUGGGGGACUGGUGCGGGUCUGAUCGACGGCUGGACUGCCGUGCAGGAGGCGGCCAAGCUGGCUGAGGAAGACGAUGAAGACGAAGGCAAGCAGAAGGGCAAGCGCAAGCCAAGAGGGGGGAAGAAGAAACAAGACAAGAAGGAAGACAAAGACGAGGAUAAGAAGGAGGAUGAAGACGAGAAGGAGGAGAAAGAGGAUGACGAGAAAGAGGAGGAGAAGCCGGAGAUGGCAACCGAGAGGAGGACACGAUCACGAUAGCACCUGUUCGUGUGCAUGGGUCGGUCGGUCGGUUUGGAGGACCGAUGGAUGGACGGAUAAUUACAUGUGUCUUGCUAGCA
Messenger RNA from Vitrella brassicaformis, 3225 nucleotides. NCBI's taxonomy places the organism in Eukaryota, Vitrellaceae. The record is from the annotation of a GenBank genome assembly.